Molecule: messenger RNA, 1142 nt
Organism: Diospyros lotus (date-plum)
Lineage: Eukaryota; Viridiplantae; Streptophyta; Magnoliopsida; Ericales; Ebenaceae
Product: probable F-actin-capping protein subunit beta
Exons: 8
Coding region: 23-793 (256 amino acids)
Biological process (GO): barbed-end actin filament capping; cell morphogenesis; actin cytoskeleton organization
Cellular component (GO): cytoplasm; F-actin capping protein complex
Molecular function (GO): actin filament binding
Source: RefSeq, a predicted model, not a curated record
GUAGUCAAUCGAUUGAGGAAAAAUGGAGGCGGCGAUGGGAUUGAUGAGAAGAAUUCCGCCCAAGCACACAGAGACGGCGCUUUCUGCUCUCCUUAGCCUCCUGCCGGACCACUCCUCCGAUCUCCUCUCUCAAGUCGAUCAGCCUCUUCAGAUAUUACAUGAUGAAGAUUGUGGAAAGGAGUUUAUCUUAUGCGAGUACAACAGAGAUGCUGAUUCCUAUAGAUCUCCUUGGUCAAAUAAAUACCAACCACCACUGGAAGAUGGUCUUUAUCCUUCUCCGCAAUUGAGGGAACUUGAGAUUGAAGCAAAUGAAGUCUUUGCAAUAUAUCGUGAACAGUAUUAUGAAGGUGGCAUCUCAUCAGUAUAUGUGUGGGAAGAUGAGAGUGAUGGUUUUGUAGCAUGCUUCUUGAUAAAGAAAGAUGGCUCAAAGACUGGGCAUGGAAGAAGAGGCUAUCUGCAGGAGGGAGCAUGGGAUGCUAUACACGUUGUUCAGGUAAGUCCAGAGGAGAUGGGAACAGCUCAUUACUGUCUAACGAGCACUAUCAUGCUCUCAUUGACUACAAAUAAUGAAUCAUCUGGUGUAUUCAAUUUGUCAGGAUCAAUUAGAAGACAGAUGAAUAUGGACCUCUCAGUGGCAGAUGGUCAUCUAUGUAACAUGGGAAAGAUGAUAGAAGAAAUGGAGGCUAAAUUGAGGAAUUCGCUUGAUCAGGUAUAUUUUGGAAAGACAAAGGAGAUGGUUUGCACUUUGCGCCCACCAUCAGAACCAGUGCAACUCAGGCUUCCCGAUAACUAAUGGAUGUGCGUGAAAAAACAUACUAUAUUUUUUUUUUUUUUUUUUUUUUUGUGUUUUGUUGCUUUAAGCUUGUCAGCACUUAAAAUGUAAUUUUUGCUGCAUUAUUUUUUUUGUUGAAAAAGGGUAGAAGUAUAAGAACUUGUUUGUUGUAGGAUAAGACCAUGGGAGGAUGGUAUAUUGAAAAUGCAUUGUUUGAUGUGCUGCUUCAGGUUUAUGUUGUAAUUUAAAUAUGGCAGCAUUUUGUGUGUUUUUGGUGCCUAAGAGCGGCUGGGGGAUAUGAUACGGAUUUGCAGUGUUCAGUCCCAAGCACUAUCAUAUAUAUAUAUAUAUAUAUGAGUUAGGUUUUUGA